Zeugodacus cucurbitae (melon fly) is the source of this 3536-nucleotide messenger RNA. RefSeq names its product protein snail (gene sna). The record is from RefSeq and is a predicted model, not a curated record. Bases 1393 to 2793 code for a protein of 466 amino acids. Gene Ontology annotation, biological process: regulation of DNA-templated transcription. Gene Ontology annotation, molecular function: DNA-binding transcription factor activity, RNA polymerase II-specific; RNA polymerase II cis-regulatory region sequence-specific DNA binding. The transcript has a single exon. NCBI's taxonomy places the organism in Eukaryota, Metazoa, Arthropoda, Insecta, Diptera, Tephritidae.
AGUUGGUUAUAAAUUGGAGCAAAAAGCGUGCAUUAUAUGGAUCUUUGUAGACUAUUUUAAGAAUUUACGGGUUCAAAUGAUCGAUUUGUGAAUCACUUUAGACCUUUUUGAUGGCUCUCUGAAAACUACGAGAUCAACUGAUUGUUAGAUUGUUCUCAAACCGGUGAUUUGGAGACUCUUAUAAGGUCCGUUAAGUUAGAUUUUGGGGAAAUCAUAAAGUGAUCGCAACUGAUCUGCGUCUUUAAGAUAGAAGUUGAAUGAAAUCCCGUUGACUAUCGGCAGGAUGAGUGAUAUACCGGAUUUGGCUAUGAAUUAGAGCUAAAAUGAAUGCAUCCUGGAAUAUACGCUAGACAAUUGGCAAACCUCAGAAACACAGUUAACCAGCGUACGAUCAUUUGAGCUAUAACCAAAGGUGGUAGAAAUCGUUAGCCGUACCGAAGAUCAAAUCAGAGGGUUGCUGGUUGGUAAACAAAUGAAACUCACUCAAUACCAAUAUAUGUAUGACUGUAUGUGGCAAGUAUGACUCGAACUCAACCAUACACACACGAACACAAGCUAUACAGCGGUGAGCGAUGCUGUCUGCAUGGUGGUGGCUGGCUGGCUGGUCUACGUGUGACGUCUACGCAUGCAUUAAGGGAUUCCGUGUGUACGUAAUUUCCCAAUGAAUGGGCACGUGUAAACGCCUAUGUGUGAGUGCGUUGUUGUUGUAGAGACGAGCUAAUGCGCUUGCUACGACUGCGGCGACAAUUUCUAUAGCUGAGCGUAUGGAAAGUACGCAAUAACGAGGGGAGCGGGGGAAAACUAUUAUUGUUUUGAAUUGUUAAUAGUCGAAGCGGCAGCAGCGGUGACAGCAGCCAUGACAAUAACAACAACCACACAGUAUUUGAGGGACUACCCGAGUGAAUUUUGGAGUUUUUAUUUUAUGUGUGCGUGUGUGUAGCAAAAAUGUGUUUUCGUUUAGCGUUUUCUUCGGUCAACAGCGAAGAACUACCACCACCAAUAACAACAACAACACGUUGUGUGUGCUGGCCGUGGCCGUGGCAAUCAAUUGAGUUGAAUCCGAGAAACUCUGAGUUCAAAGCGACAGUCUCCUCGUCUAUGUGUAUAAAAGACUGUGCCCGUAUUCGAACCUGUCAUAACAGCAGCAGUGCUCGCAGAGUAUAGAACACCAAAAAAGAAACGGAAAACGCAAUUAGAAUUUUGUUUUCGAAACUUCACCAAAGAGCAACACUCCAAAAACAGUGUUUGUGUGUGUGUAAAGCAGAAGCAAAAUAAUAAAUAAGUGCGCAAUAGAGUUUGCGAAAAAGACAUUAAAGCAAAAGAGCAUAAACUAAAAGUUUAUGAAACAAAUUUUAGUUCGAAAUUAAUUACGCAAAAAAACCCAAAAUAAAAAUGGCAACAUACGCCUCUAACGAUACAACAAUAAAAUACAAGAGCUGCCCGCUCAAGAAACGGCCCAUCGUUUACGAGGAUACCACCGAAACAGAAACAACAACGACAGUGCCAACAGUCGCCGACAGAGAUCCCAUGCAAUAUUAUGCCGCCGCCGCUGCCUUCGCACAAGCCAGCAUGAUCAAGCGCGAACCACAGCCAGAGCCUGAGCUCGAGCUUGUGCAUGAUGAGCAGCCGCAAGAUCUGUCGCUGAAACGCAAAGCCACAAACGUUAUUGAGGAUUACAGUGUACCAGCGAAACGCGAAUAUGUGUUGGAUCUCUCGAAAGACAUUUCUGAAGUGCGCGCAUACAAUGCGUCCUUCAACAAAGCCUUGCAACAACGUGCCGACUCGCCAACACACUCGAUAAACUCGCAACAUUCCGCCGAGUUGGGUAUGUGUUCGUCGUUGUUGUCGCCCGUGGAGCCCUACACCUCGGAUUACGAAUCGGAUUAUAACCAGCAAAUGCAACAACAAGCGCCAUCAACGGUCGCCAUACAUUUGCGUGGUUUGACAUCCGCUACCAGCGGGUACACCACAGCAUCGACGGACUACAAAUCCGCCUUCAUGCUAGCCGCUGGCAGCGCUGCACCGAUGACAGCACUCUGGAAUGCCUACCAACCAGCAAUUGGUGGCAAUCUAAGUGCAAUCUUUCCAUCGCCAGCCUCCUCCAUCGCGACAUCGCCACGUUCGGUGUACUCUUACCAGCAGAUGACACCACCAUCCAGUCCCGGUUCGGAGGCCGGCUCUGAGCCUGAGGAUCUUAGUCUACGCAAUGAUAUCCCGUUACCAGCGUUGAUGCAUCAUCAGAACGAACCAUUGUGCAACCUGAGCUUCAAUAACAACAAAUCAACGAAGUGUGCUUCGAAGAACGCCGAGUCAGAAGCCGCUGCCGCCGCUAACAAGGCCGCCAAUUAUCGUUACAAAUGCGAUAAAUGCAACAAAAUGUACUCCACCGUCAUCGGUUUGUCGAAGCAUCAGCAAUUCCAUUGCCCAGCCGCCGAGUGCAAUCAGGAUAAGAAACAGCAUUCGUGCCAUGAAUGUGGCAAGCUCUACACCACCAUUGGUGCCUUGAAGAUGCACAUUCGCACUCAUACCUUGCCCUGCAAGUGCCCCAUCUGCGGCAAGGCCUUCUCGCGUCCAUGGCUGUUGCAAGGACACAUCCGCACUCACACCGGUGAAAAGCCCUUCCACUGCAGCGACUGUCCGCGUUCCUUCGCCGAUCGCUCCAACUUGCGCGCCCACCAACAGACUCAUGUGGAGAUCAAGAAGUACGCCUGCAAGGUGUGCCGCAAGUCCUUCUCGCGCAUGUCGCUGCUCAACAAGCACACUAGCUCCAAUUGCACCAUUACAAUUGCGUAGAUUAGUGUGCCGACAGUGAGAGAGUGGAGCCCUAAACCUAAAAUCCAAGUGCCAGCAGUGCGUUGACAUAUUCAGUAUUUCAAUUUUAUUUCAAAUUAGUUUUUAAUGGAAAUUACAACAAUUUAAGCGGUUGUAACAUGGAGCAUGGAGUUUAUGUUUACUAAGUUCUAGUCGUUUUUGUUCGCUUAAAAAUCUCAAUGAAAUCAUUUUUAGUUUAUAAUGGAAGACAAUUUUAAAUUUAAAAAAAUUUAAGUUUGAAAACUUUUUAUUUUUGAAAAAUUUAUAUAUUUUUAUUUUAAGAAUUUUGUAAUAAUUUUAGUAUAUUUUUUAUAUAACUGGUGCAUACUCACCAGCCAACGACAGCACUCAACCAAAUUAGCUCUUAUGAAAAAAAAACUCAACAAUAAGCCAUUGGGCUUAGAUUUUGAAUAUUAUAGUAUUAAGUGAAAUUAAUUUAAGUGUUUUUGUAUGAAAAAACUAUAAAAACUGUUGUACUAGUUCGUUAAGUUACCUAAUCUUAAGUUAUUUUUUACAAACUGGAGGACACUAAACUUAAAUACAAUAUUCAAAUGAAACUAAAAAUAAUAUCUCUUCUUAUUUUAUCAUCAAAUUUGGGAUUUAAAAUAGGGGAAGUCUGGGAAACAUUUUUGCUUCGUUUGAAAACCUUAUAGCAUGGCAAGAUCCGUCUGAUACAAACAGCUAAAGUUUAGACGAUUGAAUACCAUCUUUAAUUAUAAGAACUA